AUCUUGCACUUCUGCCCCCUCACUCUGUCUGUAUCUCUCUCACCCCCCCACGACCCUUCAAUCCUGUAGCAUCCCAGGAUUUGCAGCAGCUGUUCUCUCGGUCGAAAGAUGGCUCCUCGCGCCUGAUCCAGGUUCUGAUCGACAACGAAUACCUGGUGGUGGGUGAGUGUCACCCCCCGGCUGCGAGCUGGGACAGUGAUUAUGAGAAGCUCCUGUUGCCUUUGCUCAGGCCAGACGAACCCUGCUACGUUCUGUAUCGCCUGGACAGCCAGAAUGCACAAGGCUUCGAGUGGAUCUUCAUCUCGUGGAUUCCAAUGAGCUCCGCGGUAAGGCACAGGACAGACAGACAGACGGACGGGCUGAGGGGACAGGCCGAAAACAUGGCAUAUGUCUCUCUCUGUCGGGUGUGGGGAGUCGGGGGAACUGCACACGCUGUCUGUCUCUCUGUAUUGGAUAAUAUUCUUGUCCCCGAGUGUGGUGAGCAGGAGAGGGCUUUUGCAUGUUGCUUUUGUCCUAAUUUUCUUCCUGCUUCCUCGAUCUCCCUCUUUAUCCCCCCAACCCUCCUUUCCCCUCCCCCCUCCUUCUUGCAGGAUGAAGUCACUCUGAAAGGUUAUCGCAGUCACUUGGUGUCAGACUCAGCCCCGGCCCCCCUCACAACCGCUGAGCAGGAACUGAAACAGCUCAAGAUCACAGAGAUGAACACCGACGUGAACGUGGACACCAGGCAGCGGACGCUACAGGGCAUCGCGUUCCCCGUUCAGGAUGACGCCCUACGUGCCCUGCGCCAGCUCCAACAGAAGGAGUGCCACUACGUUCAGCUGAAACUGGACAUUGAAGCGGAGCUGAUCACAUUGGUCACCACCGAGCCAACGGGCAUCGCUGAGCUGCCCAGCAGGGUCCCCUCAGACUCCCCUCGCUGGCAUUUCUACCUGUACCAGCACACACACGAGGGCAGCUCGCUGGAAUCCCUAG
Messenger RNA from Rhincodon typus (whale shark), 972 nucleotides. RefSeq names its product twinfilin-1-like. The annotation marks the transcript as partial. Gene Ontology annotation, biological process: regulation of lamellipodium assembly; barbed-end actin filament capping; positive regulation of neuron projection development. Gene Ontology annotation, cellular component: myofibril; actin filament; cytoplasm. Lineage: Eukaryota; Metazoa; Chordata; Chondrichthyes; Orectolobiformes; Rhincodontidae. The record is from RefSeq and is a predicted model, not a curated record. Gene Ontology annotation, molecular function: actin monomer binding; actin filament binding. The transcript has 5 exons.